CCAGGACGGAGGUGUAGCAGUGGAAGCGGAGCGCAAACCAGAGCGGCACUCGUUCACUUGGGGGACCCACUUGGCUGGCUGAGCUUUAAGGGAUAUCGAGAAACAGCACGGAUGAUGCGUUUUGCAUUUCAUUUGUUCAAUGAAAGAGAAGACGUACAGCAGAGAUGGGGACCGGACAGCGACUCGUUAAACUUUCACCUCAUCAUCGGUCUUCAGCCAAACCCCGCGGCGGUCACAGUUCGCUCGUUGGGCCUCUAUUGAUUUUCAUUCUUCACUCGUGCGCCGCCUUUAACUUAGACACAGAGAGACGGCAGAGUUUCUCUGGACCCCAGGGAAGCUACUUUGGCUAUUCUGUGGAUUUUCUCAGUAGUUCGCCCAGUAUCAGUAUUUUGAUUGGUGCUCCGAGAGCCAACACCAGCCAAUCCAACAUCAUUGAAGGAGGAGCGGUUUAUGUGUGCCCCUGGAGCCAAUCAAAUUGCAGCAUCAUCAACUUUGACAAGCAAGGGGACCGGCAUUUUGAUAAUGGUGAUGUUAACACUCAAGUAGAGUUCAAGUCCCACCAGUGGUUUGGGGCCACUGUGCGCUCCCACAAUGACGCCGUCCUGGCAUGUGCACCCAAGUAUUAUUGGAGGACCGAACAUGACACUCCCUUCGCCGAUGUCACAGGAACCUGCUACCUUUCUGUAGACAACCUCAAGUCAUUUGUGGAAUAUGCACCAUGCAGAACAGAAAGACAUGGGCCUGCAGGCCAGGGCUAUUGUCAAGGAGGAUUUAGCGCAGAUUUCACUAAGAAUGGAAAAGUUGUGCUUGGAGGACCAGGAAGCUUUUAUUGGCAAGGACAGUUGAUCUCAGCCACCACGGAGGAGAUUGUGAAGGCCUACUACCCCUCUUAUUUCCUGCUGUCUGUUGCCGGGCAGAUUCAGACCAGACAGGUGCAGGGGAGCUAUGAUGACAGUUACCUGGGUUACUCUGUGGCCAGUGGGGAGUUCAAUGGGGAUGAUGAGGAAGACUUUGUCACAGGAGUUCCCAAAGGACUCAUGCUGUAUGGUUUAGUGUCCAUACUAAAUGGGAAAGACCUGAAACCGGUGCUAAACUUGACUGGGGAGCAGAUGGGGUCCUACUUUGGCUAUGCAGUGGCAACCACCGACAUCAAUAAUGACGGUCUGGAUGACCUGGUGGUAGGAGCCCCGAUGUUCAUGCGUCGGAGUCCUGAUGGGCGUUUGGAGGAGCUGGGUCGUGUCUACAUUUACAUCCAGAGGAGCCCUCUGCAGCUGGAGCUUAGUCGGCCCCACCUAAAUGGCACACAGGCCUUCAGCAGAUUCGGCACUGCCCUGGCCCCACUUGGGGACCUCAACCAAGAUGGGUUUAAUGACAUAGCUAUUGGCUGUCCUUAUGGAGGAACAAACCAACAGGGAUUGGUUUUCAUUUACAAUGGACAUGCUGAUGGACUAAAGGACAAGCCCAGUCAGACCCUCACGGGUCAAUGGGCUUCCAGUUCCUUUCCAGCCAGUUUUGGCUAUGCUAUCCGAGGAAACAAAGAUCUGGAUCAAAACGGCUAUCCAGAUCUUAUUGUUGGAGCUUUUGGGGUUGACAAGGCAGUGCUGUACAGGGCUCGGCCCAUAGUUAAUGCCAGUGCAUCCCUCACAGUACAGCCAAACAUAUUCAACCCAGAGGAGAAGACUUGUGAAGUGUCCAGAGGGAACGACACCAUUGCUGUAUCCUGUGUAAGCAUCAGUUUCUGCCUUCUGGCUAAUGGGCAGCACCUCCCCUCUGAUCUAGGCUUUGUUGUGGAGGUGCAGCUGGACAGUCUGAAGCAGACUCAGGCAGAUUCCAUCAGAAGAACUCAGUUCCUGGACAGCCAGCAGUCAGGCCUGAUUAAGACCUUUAGCGUGGCCAAUGGAGGGCAGAUAUGUCAUGACUCCAAGAUCUAUCUCCAGAGUGAGGGGGAGUUUCGGGAUAAACUCUCUCCCAUUUAUGUCAGUCUCAACUUUAGCCUGGACCCGCUUUCUCCAGUGGAUGAGCAUGGCCUCAGCCCCAUCCUGAAUUACCAAACCGUACGGCAAAUAGAGCAGAAGGCCCACAUUCAGCUGGACUGUGGAGAGGACAAUAUCUGUGUCCCUGACCUAAAGCUAGACGUUUACAGUGACAAAACGGAGGUGUACCUGGGUGAUGAGAAUUCCCUAACGCUGACCUUCAAUGCCAGAAAUGAAGGCGAAGGAGGUGCCUAUGAGGCUGAACUCUAUGUGGUGCUCCCUGCAGAGGUGGACUACAGCGGGAUAGCACGCAACGUGAAUCUGACUCAGCUGACAUGCAGUUAUGAGGCAGAAAACCAAACCCGCAAUCUUGUUUGUGACCUCGGUAACCCUAUGCGGUCUGGGACCAGUUUAUGGGCAGGCCUGCGGUUCACCAUGCCCAGAUUGAAGGAUACGCACACGAGUGUACAAUUUGAGCUGCAAAUACGCAGUAAAAAUGAGAAUAACUCCCAGAGUGAAGUGGUUCUCUACAAUCUGGAGGUGGCAGUGCUGGCAGAUGUGAUUCUCCAGGGUGUUUCUCGGCCAGACAGGGUCAUCUUUCCUCCACCCAACUGGAGAGACAGCCACACCCUGCAGAAGGAGCAGGACGUUGGCCCUGAGGUUCAGCAUGUCUAUGAGCUGGUGAAUAACGGGCCCAGUGGGAUCAGCCUGUCGAUGCUACAACUGAGCUGUCCUCUGAGGGCUCACGGUCAUGAGCUGGUCUACCCUCUGGAGGUCAUCACUCAGGGACCCCUCAGCUGCUCCUCGAACAAUACCUUCAAUGCACUGAAACUUGAGCUCCUGCCUCCAACAACAGAGAAGUUCCCAUCGCUGUUGACCGGCCCAGAGCACCGUGUCCAUAGGAGGGAGGUGUACAAGUACCCACUGGGUGACCAAGGCAACUUGUCCUGCUCUACAGUGGAUUGCUGGCAGCUGCAUUGCAGCGUGGGCCUGCUUGAGAGGGGAGCCAGUGUCAUCUUGACUGUCCGCUCCAGACUCUGGGCAGAAACCUUCAUGGAGAGAGCCUACAAGCAAUAUGUUCUUGAAUGUUCUAUGCUGUAUAAGGCGGAAAAGAUGCCAUAUUCUAUUACUCCUAAAUAUAAACCCUCUGGAUCCAAAAAGGUCAUAACCCCUGUGUUGUGGAACAAGCCUGACAGUCAGAACUCUGUUCCAGUGUGGAUCAUCAUUCUGGCUGUUCUAGCUGGCUUGCUGCUGCUCGCCCUGCUCAUAUAUCUACUGUACAAGAUGGACUUUUUUAAGAGGGCAGACCCUUAUGGUACAACCAUGGAGAAGGCCCAACUCAAACCCCAGGCGUCUUCUGAAGCCUAGGUCCAAGGACAUGAAACCUGCCAUGCAGCUGCUCUGGAUAACUGGAAAGUCAUCACAUUUCCAAGAAAAUUACUAACCUUGUUCUUAAUGAAAAGCAGGCAACCAAUAUGAAGGAGGUUUUGUGGGAGGCAUACCACUGGAAUAUUUUAUAUCUAGUGCUGCACUAAAUCGCCGAAGCAGGAAAGCGUCCACAAGCCAGGCAGUUACAAAUAGAAGUGUAGCUCUGUUUUUGGAAUCCAUUUGUAAAAUUAGAGCAGGUUGUCAAUGGACAUGGAAAACUGUCUUUACAGAGACGGCCACACAAGGGCCUAUGCUACACAAGGUGUACUAGGUCAAUCCAAAAAGAGAAAAAAAAUGCAAAUGUUCAUUGAGGAUUUCAUAUUCUAUAUGAUUAUCAGGAAAAUAUGACAACUUCACUCUGCCCUCUCUUAGCUAUGGUAAAUCAAAUGAACAGCUACAUAGGAAAUAAAAUGCACAGUACUAAGGCAGUUAGUUCCUUUAUAUGGGAGCAUCAGGAUAGUCUGCAUUUCAAACCAUAUUUGCAAUCUCAUUGUUAAAUAUUCAUUGCAUUCCGUGCUUUGUAUAAUCUGUUAACAACUCAUUAUUUAUGUUUUUCCACAAUAUUUCUUAUUGAUUGUUGAAUGUUGAACUGUUUGUGCUGGAAAAUCCCAAAUGAAAUUGCAGUGUUUAACUUGAAUUAUCUCUCUCCCAUAUUGGGAGGUAUUUUGUGUAUGAUGUAAUGUUCGCAUUGUGUUAUGGCCAUUGGUGUUGUGGCAUGAAAUAAAUUCUAAUUUUCUAUACUCAACUAGAAUGCCAUUAAUGCCCAAGCUUUGAUCAGAGAGACACAAAAAGGACACAAACUAGGGUGUCUGGGUAGCGUGGCGGUCUAUUCCAUUGCCUACCAACACAGGGAUCUCCGGUUCGAAUC
Lampris incognitus (smalleye Pacific opah) is the source of this 4269-nucleotide messenger RNA. RefSeq names its product integrin alpha-5-like. Gene Ontology annotation, biological process: cell adhesion mediated by integrin; integrin-mediated signaling pathway; cell-cell adhesion. Gene Ontology annotation, molecular function: integrin binding. Gene Ontology annotation, cellular component: external side of plasma membrane; integrin complex. The coding region runs from base 165 to 3341 and encodes 1058 amino acids. The record is from RefSeq and is a predicted model, not a curated record. Lineage: Eukaryota; Metazoa; Chordata; Actinopteri; Lampriformes; Lampridae. The transcript is spliced from 30 exons.